Molecule: messenger RNA, 1862 nt
Organism: Drosophila mojavensis
Lineage: Eukaryota; Metazoa; Arthropoda; Insecta; Diptera; Drosophilidae
Exons: 5
Coding region: 523-1815 (430 amino acids)
Cellular component (GO): proton-transporting V-type ATPase complex
Source: RefSeq, a predicted model, not a curated record
ACUAUACCAUACCUUGCCCCUGCUCCCUGUUAGCUCUGAUAAGCAUUCGGGUUUAUCUUAUCGUCACUUGAUUACAUUUCAAUUCCCAUUCGGGUGGAACCCAACUUUAUUGCUUACGCACUAGCAACAUGUGGCCAGCCACUCGAAUUGAUCUGGGCAACAUUCGAUAUGUCCCUAAGCAGCAGUCGCGCAUUCGAGCAACAUUCGAAGUGAUACUCAUGCUGCUGGCAACAUUUUCUCAAAUAUGUUGCGGGACACUCGAACUGUUAUUGAUGGCAACUUUUAAAGCAACGUUUCUCAAGUGUUGCUUAACAACAUUUGAGUUUAACAUGUUGCAGGCUACAAAAUGUGUCUAGGCCUAUUUCAGCAAAUUCGAAGAUUUAUUUUCACUCAAGGUAACUUCGAAAAUGUCUCAAAGCAAGCUUUGCUCUAGUUUUGUAUUAACAGAAUCAGUUUCCAAUAAAGGAAUUUAAGAUUGAAAUAUAGUAAAAAUCUCAUCUUUUGCUUUUCUAAUAAUUCAUUAUGAAAACAAUAUUAAUUGUAAAAGUAAUAUUUUUGAUGGCUGCCAUGGAGGCUGGAGCUCAGUUAUUACCUUCGACUCCGCCCGUCGUCAUCUGGGGCGCUAAAUUAACGGAGCCACGCAACAUUUUCCACACAAUCAAGUCGAAGAAAUUUGCUGCUCGUCUGCGGCCGUUGCUCAAGGAUCACAUGUUGAUUGCCUAUUUAGCGCCUCUGCUUACGUCGAAAGAUCUGAGCUGCCUGCAGCCUGACUGCUUUGCCUAUUUGCGUAAAGUGGAGCCACGUACGUACUACAGCAAGAUUCGCAAGCCCGUGGCAGCGCUUGGAACGCUCUUGGCCGAGCACAAUCAGGAACUGGUCUGGAGCGAAAGAGACAAAAUGUUGCAUCUGCCUUGCAAGAAGGGUCACAUAUAUGCCUACAAUUUCCAGACUCAAAAUCUAACCGAACACGAUAAGUUUAUGGAGACCGUGGCCUCCAACCUAACGGCCUGCCAGCUUGUCCAGAUCUACACAGCGCAUGGGGAGCCGACAGAGGAGAUCGAGCGACGCAUACGUAGAACAGAUCAAGCGAAGGGAAGAACGCUAGCCGAGCAGCCGAUUGCAGAGCCACAAAUGCAAACCAAGUCGCAAAUGCCAUCGAACAUCAGCCACAGUGAACCGAUAGCGGGUGCUGAGAACCAGACUACAGAGGUAAUGGUUUUUCGACAUCCGAAGGCCAUCAUUACUUUGAGCACGAUUGUCUAUGCCGAGCAAUACUCCGCUGGCGUUUCCGUUUACUACAAACGGCAGUACAUUCGUAUGACCGACGCGGUGAAGUUUGACAUUGUACUGCGGGAUCCAAAGAAUAUAAAAAAAGGCGUCGCCCUUCUCAUAAACACGACAGCGGGAAAUCUUCGGCUAAUAUUGUUGCCUGUUGUCGGUAAUUGGCGCAUAUACACCUUAAUUUUUCGUAACGUAACGCAUAUGCCCAGAGACCUACUGUUCUAUAGCAACAAAUUUAGUUUCUGUUGCCAAUCCCUAAAUGCAUAUUCCAAGGAAGGAGGUCGCGUCAGCUUGCAAUCCCUCAGCAUGGAUGUUGUUGUAGCUGAUAACGUUACGGCGACGGAUCCCGACUAUAUACCCAAGACCUGUUGGCUCUGCGCGGUAUAUCUAACACCUGCCCUCACACAGACGCUCUUUACUGUCGCCAUAUUGUUAGUAAUGUUGGUCUUCGGCAUAUCCAUAUUCUUCAAUAUGGGACAAAAUAACCAACUACCGAACGGCAACGAUCCGAAUCCAUUUGUAAAGUCUCAUUGAAUGCAUCCAAAUAUUUUAAUUAAUUUAAUAAUAAAAACUAAAUAAUA